Porites evermanni is the source of this 1218-nucleotide messenger RNA. NCBI's taxonomy places the organism in Eukaryota, Metazoa, Cnidaria, Anthozoa, Scleractinia, Poritidae. The record is from the annotation of a GenBank genome assembly.
AUGAGAGUACAAUUUGGUCGACACAUAGCAAGCGCUGCUUCGAAUCGAACGAAAAACACUGCACUGUUUCGGUUCUGCAGACUGAGGAUUUUAAAGCUUCUCUUACUGUUCGGCAUAAUUGUUCUCCUCCUUUUAAUAGCAGUUCACGUCAACAGUAAAACAGACGUUUCUAUAUUACCUGUUGGCUAUCAAAAAGAAGUCUACAUUCACCGUCCUCAUGUGGGGUCAACGAGGAUUGGUAUCCGAUACAGAAAAGGCGACAAAACCACAGCAAACAUACAAGCCCAUCAUAAUAUUAACCCCAACAGUGAAAAAUAUAUAAAGAACAACAUUAAUGAGCGCCCGAGGAUUAAAACUACAGAAACUUUACAGGACAAAGAACACUGCCUCAGCUGGUGUCCAAAAAAAACAACUUCAAAUGGCUUGUAUUUUUUGAGCGCGGUUUUACUCGUGCGAAUCUACUCCAGCGAUUUAGCCAAGCUUAGCACCCGUGAGCUCAUUCAGUGGCUUUAUUACUUGAGUUACGCCGGCUUUGAGCACGUUUAUAUCUAUGAUGCUUACGUUUUUAAGAACGAGUCUCAAAAGGACGCACUCGAUUUUUUUAUAAAACAAGGAUUUGUGACCUAUGUCGAUUGGAGCCACAAUGCAUUCCCUUAUACAGUGACUAAAACGCAAGAAAGCGCAUAUCAAGAUUGCUUGAACAAGUGGGGUAACUUAUCUACAUGGCAAGCUAGCAUUGAUAUCGACGAAUAUCCAUUCUGUCCGCAAGACACCAAACCUAAUUUCAUGCAACGAUUUAUUACUAAUUUUUCUGAACAACGACCAGAUGUUUCCCAAAUUACAAUGCAAAAUUUCCUUUUUCUUGGGAAACCAUUGGACGAUAGGCAACAUCCGCUACUAAUCGAUCGACUUAAGCGUAGAACUCACGGCCCAGCAAACGCUCUGGUCAAACCAAUUUACAAGACAGAAGAUGUGUCAAUAACUCACGUUCAUCACCAUGACUUGAAAAAAGGAAAAUCAGAAGACGCUGAUUUUUACAGGAUAAGACUAAAUCAUUAUUGGGGAGCCAGGCUUCAGAACUGGGGCGAGGAUACAGCAGAGAUCCUCGAUAAAACCAGAGAAGAUAUCACAAUGGAAGACAUUGUUAAAAAUCUAGCACAAUGCACUGAAGUUUGCUUACCAGGCGAAUCACUGAUUUAUAAGUUCCGAUGGAAUUAA